AUGCUACUGUCACUCACCUCCCACUAUCCAGUCCUCCUGCUGGGUGGUGCUGUUGUUCUCCUCCUCUACACCAUCACCGCCCUGCAGCGCAAAUGGUCGCAGUACCGCUUCGCCAAAAACAACCACUGCCAACCUCCAACUCGCAUGGAGAGCAACCCCUUGACUUGGGGAACCGACCGCAUCUUCGAGCUCAUCGACGCUGCCAAACAACACCGACUGCUCGACGUUGGCAUCGCCCGCUUCCACCGCUACGGCCACACCUUCUACCACCGCCGUCUCGGAGGCACCGUCUUUAGCACUUGCGAACCCCAGAAUAUCAAAACCAUCCUGUCGCUGCGUUUCAAAGACUACGGUCUCGGAAAUCGAAUCAGCUCGUUUGGUCCCCUCUUGGGCCAUGGAAUCUUUACCACGGACGGCGAGCACUGGGCACACUCGCGCGCCAUGAUCCGACCGAAUUUCGUCAAGGACCAAGUCGCGCAUCUCGACAUCUUCGAAGAGCUCAUGGGCGAUCUGUUCGAGCUGAUCCCCACCGAUGGCACCGCGGUCGAUCUGCAGGAUCUGUUCUUCUGCUACACCAUGGACUCGGCGACCGAGUUCCUCUUCGGCCACAAUGUGCGAACGCUGAGGAAGCGACGAUCCGGGGUUCAGGAUCCCUCCGAGCAGGAUUUUGCAGCCGCCUUCAACUACUCCCAGGAAGCCAUUGCCAACCGUGCCCGCCUGGGGCCUCUGAAGUACCUUUACCGUGACUCCAAGGCCAACGAGACGGAUCGGAUAUGCCACGAGUUGGUCAGCCAGUUUGUCGAUCGAGCAUUGAAGUUCCGGGAGAGAUACGAUGAGGAGAAGGCUGUGAUGGGAGAAAAGGACGAGAAGAAAGAGAAAUACUUGUUUCUGCAGGGACUGGCCCAGCAGACAGGCGACCGUAAGCGUAUCCAAGAUGAGCUGAUGAACGUGCUUCUGGCCGGACGAGACACUACCGCGUCCUUGCUGAGCAACAUGUUCUUCAUGGUUGCAAAGCGCCCCGAUAUCUGGAACAAACUGCGCCAAGAGGUGGCUACUCUGGAAGGUCGCGCACCAACAUACGAGCAGCUACGCAACCUAACCUAUGUCAAGUACUGCUUGAAUGAAUCUCUCCGUUUGCACCCCGUUGUUCCCGGAAAUGCGCGAAAGGCGUCAGUAGACACUGUGCUCCCAGUUGGAGGCGGCCCCGAUGGUCAAUCUCCUGUCUUUGUGCCCAAAGGUUCCAUCGUUUCGUAUAGCGUGUACUCGAUGCAUCGUCGCGAGGACUUUUACGGACCGGAUGCCCACGAAUUCAACCCAGAGCGAUGGGCCAGUAUCCGACCGGGUUGGGAAUAUCUGCCAUUCAACGGAGGUCCACGCAUCUGUGUUGGUCAACAGUAUGCCCUUACGGAAGCAGCCUAUGUUACCGUACGUCUGGUGCAGCAGUUCUCGACUUUGGAAAGCAGAGAUCCUGGGCCAUGGGAAGAGGGUCUGACAUUGACGCUGUGCUCGAAGAAUGGCACCCGAGUCAGCCUGAGACAUUAG
This is a messenger RNA of Aspergillus wentii DTO 134E9, 1542 nucleotides long. RefSeq names its product cytochrome P450. The record is from RefSeq and is a predicted model, not a curated record. Gene Ontology annotation, molecular function: iron ion binding; heme binding; oxidoreductase activity, acting on paired donors, with incorporation or reduction of molecular oxygen, reduced flavin or flavoprotein as one donor, and incorporation of one atom of oxygen. NCBI's taxonomy places the organism in Eukaryota, Fungi, Ascomycota, Eurotiomycetes, Eurotiales, Aspergillaceae. The transcript is spliced from 2 exons. Bases 1 to 1542 code for a protein of 513 amino acids.